Molecule: messenger RNA, 3264 nt
Organism: Symbiodinium sp. CCMP2592
Lineage: Eukaryota; Dinophyceae; Suessiales; Symbiodiniaceae
Source: the annotation of a GenBank genome assembly
AUGGGGAUUUCCGAUGAGCAAACGGAUCUGCUGGUCGAAAAAGGGGCCGUCAAGGACUACCAAAUCACGGGAGAAGCGCUUCUAUUUUUUGAUUUUAUGAGCAUGAGUCAGAACCCCUUCCAGCCUGGUCAGCGGGAGCGGACGCCACAGGAGCAGGCCGAUUUCCUGAAAGCCAUCAACGCCCUGCCUGAGAUUUUCUUUACGGCGGACGCGGUGCUCCACAUCGAUGGAGACUGGCCCGAGCUCGAGGUCGAGCACCUGCACGAGAUGCUGAAGGAGGAGGACCUUAGCAAGUUCCAGCUCAGAGAGAACGGCACAGUCGUCCUGGCGUACAACCAGUUUCAGGCGGACGACGGCUCCCUGGCACAGCUGCCGGUCUACACGGUGGAGUCGGUCAAUGACGGUCGGCAGGUGAACAGCAUCUCCGACCUCAGCCCAAAGAGAAAGCUCUUCUCGAUGCCGAAGUUCCUGCGGCCGAAAGCCGUCCUAGCGGAAGCAGAGGAUCCGGUUUUCGUGGUCAGGCCUUCUCCGCUUGGCAAGCGCAACCAUGUUCCCGCGGAUGAGCGAGGCUGGAUCUACUUCGAGCGCCUCGUGUCCACCAUAAGAGUCGCCCUGACGGAUGAGCAGUACGCCGCCCGGACUUGCUACUCCAACAUCCCCGAGCUGAAGACCUCUAUCCUCAAUCGUGCCGCCCUGCUGAGGCGUGCAGCCUCCACCAGCAAUGCAGCCCUGAAGCACCAGUUCGAGACGUACAUCUCCGAGAUUAAGACGAAGACCUUUGCAGCCACCUCUCUGGACAAGAAGAAAGCCUCGGCUGCCACGAAGGUUCAAGACGUGGAUUUGGUCUUCCAGCUUCUCGGUGAGAUGCGCUGCCGGGUAUCCUUGGCCUUGGCUUUCACCGUGAGAUCCCUCAGCAUUGAGGACUGCCGAGAUCUUGUUGAGGCCAAGGCAGACCUGACCAUCCAGGAUGGUCGGGGAUACACGCCCCUCCACAACGCCGUGAGGUUCCGCAACGUGGAGACGGUCAAGUUUUUGCUGGAGAGCGGUGCGCGCCAGAGCCUCCGCGACAAGCUUGGCAACACCUGCUUGCACGUUAUCCCGCUCUACGCGGAUGAGACGACCCUGCAGCUUUGCCGAGUGCUGGGCGAAGAUCCCGCCCACUUGCAGAAGAAAAACCGGGCAGGGCUCCAGGUGCUCCAGCGACUGGAAGCUUGGGCCCUGACGGCCGUAAACGGCGGGCCCUACAAUCCCGUGCUGGAUUGGGUCAAACAGCAGAAGACGGAGUUCCCCUUCCUUUCCGAGCAGGCCAAGAGCAAGAAGAAUCCGGCUCGAUCGGAUCGCUUUCAGGUGACCACCUACUGCACGACAGUGUUGGUUCGGACACAGGAAAGGACGGUUCACGUGGUGGAGCCGGAGUUCACCCCGCUCUGUCACGUCGUCUACCUGGGUCUCGCUCGAUUCAUCCCCUUCUCCCUGCAGCUUCCGGCGCUGCAGCGCUGGGCCGGAGCGCUGGGGGUCAAGGUCUGGGCGAUCUGUGAGGAUUCCGUCGAUCCCGAGCUCAUGAAUGGAAAGGAUCCCGAGGCCUUCCAAUCCGAUCUGGCCCUUGUCGUGGAGGGCCUGUUGCCUUCCUUGCCGGCAAAGUUUGUGCUCGUCGACAGCAGCUGGGGACCAGGCACCUCGCUUCUGUGGAAGUUUAAGAAGCACUUGCAGAGCGCCAUGAUUAUCAACGCGCACCUCUUCAAGGCACCUGACUUCGAUGAUACAGAGGCAGCGUGGAAAAUCAAGACCCGGAUGAGACAGCUUGGCGACAUGUUUGAACGUCGUGACCUGGACAAUAUCUUGGGGGUGCUCCCAGACUUUAUGUACCCGACGGGCGGCGCAGAUGGGGUGGAGGCGACAAAGAAGGCCUAUGCGGAGGCACUGUCUUCGGCGUCAGAGAAGUUUUGGAAGCUCUCGGCGCUGCAGCCCUCGUGGAAUUUCGAUCACCUGACCACCAUUCUGAGUUCGCAAGAGGAAUGGCACAUUGACUCGCCGCCUGUGGUGUUGGCCUGCAGUGAUCAAGCACCCUUGGUGGUGGUCUCCGAGUCUACGCAGAGGCUGCACCACCUCUUGCCAGGCUCAAAACUUGAGUUCAUCCCUUCCUCCAAGUGGUCGUGGCAGCUGGAGGGUGAGGCCAUUUGGGACGAGACUGCGAUGUUGUUGAAGGAGGUACUGCCUACUGGCGUGGAGGUACAUUCUGGUCCGGUGCAUAUAUUCGCCUGUGAGGAGCGGAGGCAGGUACAUGUGAUUGGGCCGGACUCCUCAGCAUCCGCCCAUGUGCUGUACCUGGGCUUUCCUCGAUUUAUUCCCUUUCAGUUGCAGCUGCCAGCCCUGGAGCACUGGGCCAGAGUGCUGCGUGUGAGGAUCUGGGCGAUCACGGAAGAUAGCAUCGACAUUGACAGGUUGAAGCCUGGCGCUGAUCCCCGCGAGUUCCAGGAUGAGCUUGUUUCUUUGGUGACUGCCUUGUUGCCACUGCUGGGAGACAAGUUUCUAUUCGUCGACAGUACGUUUGGCUCUGGCACAUUUCUGGCUUGGCGCUUUCGAGAAAAACUUCUGGGGGCAUUGAUUUUCAACGUCCACCUCUUCAUGGCACCGGAUUUCGACGGGACAGAGCCUGCAAAAAAGAUCAAGAACCGAAUGGCAAAGCUGGGUGAGUAUUUCGAUCAACGGGAUAUGGACAAUAUCUUGGGGGUGCUCCCAGACUUUAUGUACCCGACGGGCGGCGCAGAUGGGGUGGAGGCGACAAAGAAGGCCUAUGCGGAGGCACUGUCUUCGGCGUCAGAGAAGUUUUGGAAGCUCUCGGCGCUGCAGCCCUCGUGGAAUUUCGAUCACCUGACCACCAUUCUGAGUUCGCAAGAGGAAUGGCACAUUGACUCGCCGCCUGUGGUGUUGGCCUGCAGUGAUCAAGCACCCCUGGUGGUGGUCUCCGAGUCUACGCAGAGGCUGCACCACCUCUUGCCAGGCUCAAAACUUGAUUUCAUCCCUUCCUCCAAGUGGUCGUGGCAGCUGGAAGGCGACGCCGUCCUCGCGUCAGUUACAGAACUGCUGGAUACUCUACUGCCCCGAUGGCUGUCAGACAAGCACCCGAACAAGCGUUCCUCUUUGCCACUUCUGGGCCAACAGGUCAUCAUCCCGCCGACCAUCGAUGCUGCUGGGGACGAAAUGUUUUGUCGCAGCUGUACUGGAAGCUGCCGUGCUGAGCAGAACCUCUGCCCGGUGCAAUGA